CCUAAUUGUUGUGAUAAACUUAUUAAAUAGUUUCUCAUGACUGCGUAUGGCUCAUGAGGCUACGGAUUUGAGGAAGGGCAGGCCGAGUGUUAGUCUCUUCUCUGUCCAAAACGUAUCUGCACGUGGUCUGACGAGAAAGACCCUCUUCGGAACUUCGGAACCGUUCGUGCGACUGCUUGUUCUGCCCGAUCAGGAUAAUGUGUGUAGCGGCUAUGAGAAGAUACAGUCAAUUGAACAGUUGGCAGCUACCACACCCACAGCCUCAAGCAGUUCUAGUCCAAAUUGGAGUGACAAGUUCGUGGUGAAGGUUGAUGAUGCCAACUGCUGGCUCUUCGCGGAAGUCCUUGAUCACUCUAAACUGGUUGCAGGGAAAUCCCUCAUUCAGAGUUCCUAUGGAUACUGUGCAUAUCACGUGAACUUCUUGAAAAGCGCCGGCAGUGAAGCUAGAUCCUACGAGAGCCAAUUAGUCGCAAGGCGAGGGUCGAAAACCAAGGCUAAAGGAAGUAUAUCCAUUUCCGUGAAAAAAAUAGAGCCAAAUGCUUUUCAACGUGAAGAUAUGGAAUGCAACAAGGUCUUUAGAUGUGACCCUGAAGUUAAUGCAGAAGAAGGGUGGAUCGAAUCUAGAUUGGACUCUGAAGAGCUGCCAUCUGGUUGGGAAGGGAGAAAGGACCAAAAUGGGAGAGUGUAUUACCUCAAUCAUGCCACUCGAACGACUCAGUGGAAUAAGCCUUCUUUCUCAGAUAGCAGCGCAAAAAAUCACAUUUCAAGUAGAAGCAGUGGUGGUGGUGAAAGACAGAUACGUGCCGCUAGGACUCAAGUGUGCGAAGAAACGGGAGAUGGCGGUUUAGAGAACGGAGAACUAAGUUCAAUCGAUCAGAAAGUAAACGAUGAUGCAUCAUGGAUCAAUGAGCGUGAACGCAACGCAAAUGUCAACAGAGAGUUGAAUGUCAAGACUGAAAACGAAGGGGCAGGUGGAGGGGGUGAUGAUUUGCCUCCGGGUUGGGAAAUGCGAGCGGCCAAAAACGGAAGAGUUUACUUUGUUGAUCACGUGAACGAAAUUACCACCUGGGUAGACCCCAGAUUAGGCGUGAGGUCACGAGAGGGCAAUUCUUCAGCGGCCAAUGCGCAGCUGGUGCUGGACAUACUAAUGGGCACAAGAGGAGGAGUUGUAGCAGGAAAUAUUGCGGUGUCUGAUUCUAACAGCACAAGUGGUUCUGAUGCCGGAGUGAGUCAUCCUGUGAAAGUGCUGCCUGCUGGUUGGGAGGAGAGAGCUACUAAAGAUGGCAGAGUGUUCUACGUCGACCACAACACCCAGACCACCAGCUGGCAGGACCCUCGACUGCUGAUGGAGGGACCUGCGGUGCAAUUCAACCCCAACUACAAGUCCAAGUACAAGGCAUUCAAAGCCAAACUCAGGAAAGCGCCGAGCAGCAGUGCCCAUUGUGUGAUUCGAGUGACGAGGGCUAACCUGUUGGAAACGUCCUUUGACUCCAUCUGUCGCAUAGUGAAGGAUGACCCCUCCAGGUUGAGAUGCAAACUGUGGGUGGAGUACGCGGGCGAACAGGGAUUGGACUAUGGAGGCAUGUCAAGAGAGUGGUUCCAAGACGUGUCUUGUCAGAUGUUGGAUCCCUACUACGGCUUAUUCGAGUAUUCUGCUGCCGACUCCUCCUACUCCCUCCAGAUAAACCCCCUCAGUGCACUGUGUUGUGGCAGAGACCAUCUCAAGUACUUCUCAUUCGUGGGCACCGUAUGCGCCAUGGCCAUAUAUCACGGAAAGCUAAUCGACGGCUACUUCGUGAAAUCAUUCUACAAGACGCUGUUGGGCAAAGAAGUUGUAUUAGAAGAUCUGGAAAGUGUGGACAUUCGCUACUACCAGUCGAUGAAAAUGUUGCUGGAGUGUGGGGAGGAAGAGUUGGCGGAGAUAGAGGCCGACUUCACCCUUUCCGAACACCAACUAGAAGGUGGACGGGCACCUGCUCGAACAGUGUCUCUGCUGCCCAAUGGAAAUGAAAUACCAGUCACUAUCCAUAACAGAGAACAAUUCGUUCAACUAGUGCUGCAGUACAAACUAGUGGAGCAGGUGCAAUCUCAAAUGGAGGCAUUUCUCAGUGGCUUCUCACUGGUCGUCGAUCCCUCUCUACUCAAAUUGUUCGAUGAGACAGAACUGGAGUUGCUCAUGGCUGGACUGCCACAAGUCAAUGUCAAAGACUGGAAAGACCACACUCUCUACAAAAGAGGCUAUAGCGAAGAGCACGAGGUGAUCCAGUGGUUCUGGCGAGUGGUGCUGGACUACUCAGAUGAAGAGAGGUGUCGACUGCUGAAGUUUGUCACUGGCACUUCCCACCUGCCUCUGCACGGCUUCUCUGAGCUACAGGGCAGUGAUGGGCCACAGAUGUUCACGAUUCAACGCAGUGACACCCAAACAACCACUGCGCAGCACCUGCCCAAGGCACACACGUGUUUCAACCUUCUGGAUCUACCGCGCUACCGCAGCUACAGUGAAAUGAAGAGCAAACUGACAAUGGCAAUCAAUCAUUCAUCCGAAUUCGCAAUUUCCUAACACAGCUCAGACUAGAAAAAUAUUCUAUGUUUAAAAAAUACUGUUGUUUAUAUCUUCCAAUUAGACUUAGACUUAGAUUUAAUUGAAUAACGAGUCAUUUUCUGUUGUCGAACAUAUUUUUUGCAGGAUGAUUUUAAGGUAGUGUUUUUGCAGGUUGACUUUUGAAAUAAAUGUUUUUGAAGACCAGCCCUGAAAAACCGUGAAAUUUGAAAAGAACUAAAUUGAAUCAGCUUUAAAAAUGACGGUUUUUCUGCUUCUGAGUUCAUUAACACCCAUGCAACGGUCUGUUGCUCUUCGUAAAACGCUAUAGAAAGACAAUUUUAAUCUUUAUUGCGUAAGUUUCAAUUUCGCAGUAAUUUAAAUUUUGUUGUUAGAACCAUAAAAAUUUUGAUAUAUUUAAAUUGUGUAUGAAAAACAGUGUUUUUCUCAACUUCAGAUGAUUGAGAUUAAGUCCAAUUCUGGAUGAUGCAUAAAAAGCGAUAGCCUUGCCUUGUUUAAUAAGUAUUUGAAAAAGCUAGUUGUAUAAUUUUCAACCGCGACUGCGAUUUGCUCGAAGUGAAAAAAAAACUUGUUGUGAAAACUAUGGCUGUUCUAAAGUUGCAAUAGCUGUUAAAGGUGUCUUA
This is a messenger RNA of Symsagittifera roscoffensis, 3183 nucleotides long. RefSeq names its product E3 ubiquitin-protein ligase NEDD4-like. Gene Ontology annotation, biological process: regulation of dendrite morphogenesis; ubiquitin-dependent protein catabolic process; protein polyubiquitination. Gene Ontology annotation, molecular function: sodium channel inhibitor activity; ubiquitin protein ligase activity; protein binding. NCBI's taxonomy places the organism in Eukaryota, Metazoa, Xenacoelomorpha, Acoela, Convolutidae. The coding region runs from base 47 to 2560 and encodes 837 amino acids. The transcript is spliced from 19 exons. Gene Ontology annotation, cellular component: cytoplasm. The record is from RefSeq and is a predicted model, not a curated record.